Messenger RNA from Sycon ciliatum, 5081 nucleotides. RefSeq lists its product as uncharacterized. The record is from RefSeq and is a predicted model, not a curated record. NCBI's taxonomy places the organism in Eukaryota, Metazoa, Porifera, Calcarea, Leucosolenida, Sycettidae. The transcript is spliced from 25 exons. Gene Ontology annotation, cellular component: membrane; cytoplasm. Gene Ontology annotation, biological process: phosphatidylinositol dephosphorylation. Gene Ontology annotation, molecular function: phosphatidylinositol-3-phosphate phosphatase activity. The coding region runs from base 392 to 3940 and encodes 1182 amino acids.
CGUCAGACUCAGUGCAGUGUUGACAUGGUUGAUGCGGCUAGCGCGUAUAGCGAAGCUGCUACCGCACGCGCUGCAUAGCCAGGAAGCUCAAUGGCCCCUCCUGCUCGAUGCUCAGCCUGGUUUUGUGUCUUUUUGAUUAUCUGGCGCAUGGCGUCUUCGGAAAAAAUCUAGUCACCUGUAGGGGAAGGACGCCAGCAAAUCUCGUUGAUUGAGCUUAGAGUGUUGGUUGGUUGGCACAGACGGUGGCCUCGAUGACGGCUUUCCAGCCAGUCGCUGUGGUGUGUCGUGUCUUCUGUUGGGCGCUCUGAUACUACUGCACAGUCCUGCAGUGACCACUGUCAUUGUUGCUACCACUGCCACCAGCCACGCAUGAUUGUCAAUAGUAGGCGAGAUGGAAACGACAACAACUCCCCCGGAGAAGAAGUACAUCAAGCUGUUGCCCGGUGAGGACAUUCUGCUGAGAGAGGACUCGUGCAUGCUGGCCGGCUCCAACAACACCGAAGCCAGCGGAGUGCUGUUUCUCACCAACUUCCGCCUGCUGUUCACCGGCGUCUUCGCUCAGUGUCCCGAUGAAACGGACCACACGCACCAUCAGACGACGGCGGCGGACUACGCGCACUACACGCCAGACCUGGACCUAGCCAAAAAGCCGGACAGUGGCAGCCCGCUGGUGACGCGUGUGCUGGCCAGUCGCAAGGAGAUGCGACCGCGCACGGCGCACGUCACCCUGGAGCAGCGUCGCUCGUCCAGCGGUGACCUGCCACCGUCCGGCAGCAAGGCGGACGGUUUCCGCUCGCUGCCGCGCAUGCCCAUGUCCGCAGCGGGAGCAGCGGCGACGACGGCAGCAGCUGGCUCCAAGUUCUACCUCUCUGGCGACGACAAGCCUGUUCUGGAAGUGGACGAGAAUUAUUUCAAGCAGGAGAGUGACAACGCCGACGACGUGAAGCGGCGCACCUCCGGCCCGUCGGUCAUUGUGGACACGCGCUCGCGCGCCAUGUCCGAUUUUGAAAUGGUCGACGGCGACGGCGAAGUGCUGGGCACCACGACGGCGUCGCUGCGUAGCAGCUCGCACUCUAGCAAUGCCGGCCCGGGCAGUCCCGGCAGUGGCAUGGGCGGUAUACCGGAAGAGGGGAACUUGCCCGGCGGCGCCGUGUUGCAGCGUGACCAUCCCGUGGCCGAUAUGUCCACGGCACAGGGUACAGCCAGUCUCGACGCCGAAACUGGCGUUGCUGCCGCCACUGCUGGCAAUGUCAGGGACAGCAGCGACGGCAACGCCACUACAGAUGUGAGCAGUCCGUCAUUUAUUAGCCGCGUGCGCAACGCCACCGCUCCCGCCAACGACCCCUCGCUCGCCAGGCCUCUGGAACAAGUGGCGUCCUCAAAGCUGAUGUGGAGUGCGUCGGAGGUGACGGACGAGACCGCACGGCGACGGGUUCUGCGACGCAGCCAGAGCGUUGUCUCUUCGGAAACCAUCGAAGCGGUCGUCCUGAUGCAUCGAAAGAACAGCCAAUUCUUCGUUGAGCUGCCCAGCAAAUCGUCUGCUAUCAACAUGGAAGUGCCGGCGGAUCACGACGUCCGCGUCUCCAUGCCGAUCCAGGCCAUUGUGAAGCUGACGCACAGGCCACCUCAGUCUGUACGCCACGCUCCACGCACGCGCCAAUCCAUGAAGCUGUCGAUGGAAUGCCUCGAAGUCAUCAUGCAAACCGUGCAAGUCUAUAAGCUAUGCACUGUUUCGCUGCAAAUCGUCCUCUCCAUCCAGUCGCUAGUAAAGAAUUUACGCAAUCGAAUGGCAAAUAGCGCCCAUCACUUUGCACAAAUAUUUUGCCAGGCAAUGCGUGAAUCACAGAGAGAAUGGUUGGAAGCAUCGCGACCUCACGCGGAAGGAAAGCAGCGGGCCAUCACAGACUGUGACCUCCUAUGCUCAUCAACAACGGAGGGAGAUGACAAUGGUGGCGUCUUCGACGAAGAAUUAGACCUACCCAAUCCGACUGAAGACAUCUUCGAUAUGACUGCUGAAGCGGAUCGCCUACUCAUCACCAAGGAUGCAGUCUGGAGGCUAUCUGAUGCACAGUCGAUCUGCCCGACCUACCACUGUAAGGUCAUUGUACCUGUCUUCACACCGGACGUCGACUUGGCUCGCCUUGCUCCUAGUCACCAGCAUGGUCGCUUUCCCGUCGUGUCCUGGUUGGGACCCAACGGUGCGGCGCUGCUCCGUGCAGCAGCCCCCGUCAAUCCAAUGGGUGAUCAUACUACACGCUCCACCAUACAGGAAGGAAUGUUCCGUGCCAUCUGUACGCUCAACAAGUCGGUUACUGGUCGUGAUGAGAAACUGUUUGUCUUCUUGGAAGCGUCCACAAAGAAACCCGUAAAAGGAUCAGCAAACCCAAAAAUGAGUUUCUACUUCCCGGGUUGCAAGUUCAUUUACCACGACGAGUUCAGCAUACACGCCGUGCGCAAGAGCCUCAAGGCGCUGCGCCAGUUUCUCCAUCGUCCCAUUGAUAUGGGUAAGUAUUACUCGCUGUUAGAAGAGACACACUGGCUGCAGCAGGUCAGCUUGCUUCUGCGCAUCAGCUCCAAUGCUGUCAAAGCCAUCAGUGGUGACAACGUAUCAGUGCUUGUGGCAUUUGAGGAUGGAUGGGAUGCCACAACGCAGGUGGUCAGUCUUGCUCAGGUGCUGCUGGACCCCUACUACCGGACAUAUGACGGUUUUCUGGCGUUGGUGCGCAAGGAAUGGCUGUCGUUCUCUCAUCACUUUGCCGAGCGUCACAAGCCCGCUCCCGAGCAGAGUGCCAAGACGGAAGCGCCGAUAUUCCUCCAGUGGCUCGACUGCGUGUGGCAGAUCAUUCAGCAGUUCCCGAUGGCGUUUGAGUUCAGUACGACGUUACUGGAGUACUUGGCAUCAGAGUCCUACUCGGGACGAUUCGGCACAUUUCUGCAGAGUGGUGCGGGCGACAGAAGCAGCAUCUUCUUUGAGGAGGACUUUCUCAAGAACACCGUCUCCAUCUGGACUCAUUUGUCGGAGAAGGCGAUGCGGGAGCGAUUCACCUCGGGCAUGUUCCUGCCGGAUAUGUUUCCAGAUGUGAUUGUACCAUUGUAUCAUGUAGGCUCCCUCAAGCUGUGGACAGAGUUCUACAUGAGACCAUUCCUGCAGAGAACCCUGAACGAGCAUGAAGAGCAGACAUUUAAAGCAAGUGUCGAGCUCAUCCUCAAGUACAAGUCACUGGCAAAACGGAUGAAAGAGAAGUUUCCGGAGGAGGUUUGCAGCCCCAUACCCGUGUUUGUUCAGGCGUCGCAAUCGCUUCACAGCUUCAGCAGCUGCGACUCCAAUAACAUGCGGCAUCGGGCAAUAUCCGGAAUGUCCAUAGCGACGAACGGCAGUGGAGAGGUGUCCGGUCUGGUCAAGACCUCCUUGUCGACGUCGUCCGUGGUGCCUCGCGACAGGGCCACCUCUGGCGAGGAACCGGGCAAGCCGCCAUUGCUGCGGCCCAUGUCCAUGACGGCUCUGCUGCACAGCGGCGACGAUUUCACCGACCUUAAUCUAGUCACCAUCAUCAAAGACAAAGGGCUUUUUGCGGAGGCUGAUGUCUUUGUGAAACGCCACUCGUGCAGCGGAAUUCUGGAGAAAAUUGGAGCUGGUCUGCGGAAAGGCUGGAAGAAACGCUGGUUCCUACUGGACAUCAACAAACAGUACUUGGCCUACUUCAACGAUGAAAAUACUCAACAGUCUGGUGGGCAGCCAGCUGGCGUCGUGUCGCUGUACGACAUCACCAAAGUCUACCAGCAGGAGAAGAAAGAUACUCUGCUGCAUCACAUCUUCAGCAUGGAGGUGCGCGGCUCACGCACCUUUCAACUCCAGGCACCCAACCGCGGCUGUCUGCAGAUCUGGAUGGCUUGCCUUGAGCAGAUUAUCACCGUCAAUUUGUCCCGUGCAGGACGCUGAGUCAGCAGCGCGCGUGUGCUAUCUGCUGGAUCGGAUGCCGACGAUGCUGUGGCCAGAGAGCUCUCUGUAUGUAUUCUGGUGUGCUUGUGUGUGUGUGUGUGUGUGUGUGCGUGUGUGUGUGUGUGUGUGUGUACGUACGUAUGUAUGUACGUGUGCAUGCGUGCGUGCGCGCGCGUGUGUGUGUGUGUGUAUGUGUGUGCACACACGGUGUGGUUCGGCAAUGUUCUGGUAUCUGCUACUGGGUAGUACUGUGUAUUACGGUGGUCAGUUCACUGCCCAAAAUGCUGGCCUGAUCCGUUGAAAGGCCGGCUGUCACUGUACUCUCCUGCAGGGACACAGUCCUGCCUGCCUAGAUUCAGUACACACUGAUGCAUUUCGAUGAAGCUGAUUGCAGUUGAUACAUAUUUUUAAAGCGUCAGGUUUGAUUUUGCCUUUUUGUGCUAGCCAUUUUUAAAAUUAUUCCCAGCUUUACCACCAUAAGCUUCCAUGUUGACUUUCUUGUAACCCGCACUUUUACAGCCCAUUUCCAUCUACUCCAAGCCCUUAUGCAAGCUCACGAAACAACCGUAAUGAAGAUAUCUCUUCCCUUGGCACACAGCAGCCCCAAUUGUUCUUGAGAAUCAGGUGCUAGAAUUCCGAAAAUUUCCUUUUGAAGUACUGUUGCUAUUUUUAACGAAAUUUUGAAUAUUAGUUCCGUCACUUUGUUGGUCUAACUAAUAUUGCCUGUGUGUUGCUGUAAGUUUGGAUUGAUGGCAUGACUCGUGCACACAACUGUUCCCACUCAGCCUUUUUAACUGAUUGCCACGUUGCCGCCGACAACUGGUUUACCAAGAACUCUCCUUCCAGUACUCUAUAUCCCCACUAGGUUUUUAAAUGUUUUUUUUUACUGGUGUCAAAUAGAUUAUUUUAAUUGCUUAUUGUAGCACCCCGCCAAGAGUGGAAUUGGCUAUUAUAAAAUUUAAAUUUUAACGCGGAUUUUCAUCUUGAUUUGACUUGAGACCCUUAAGUAGUCUUCAGUAAUCUGGCCAACGCAUGGCACCCUUCUUAUCUCAUCUAUAGUAAGGAUAAUUUUGUUCUCUCUCUCUCUCCCUGAAGAAAUCCACUUGCUGACCGGCUUCUUGCCGGGCAGACUUCACCUGAA